GGGCAUGGCUGCUGGUGGCAGGACUGAUGGAUCCCUCCCAGAUCUCAGAUGCUAUGUGGUUACCCGUCCCAUUUACAAUGAAACCAGCUUCCAAGAGGAUAAUGAGAGGAUUCAGGGACCAUCUAGAACUCUCCAGGAACGAGCGCAGCAAGUUUGCAGCUGUUCCAAAAAAAGAGCUCUUCAGAUAACCAAGACCUUCUUCCCCAUUCUGGAGUGGCUGCCUAAAUACAGGAUUAAGGAAUGGCUACUAAGCGAUGUAAUUUCUGGUGUUAGUACUGGACUUGUGGCUACUUUGCAAGGUUUGGCUUAUGCAUUGCUGGCUGCAGUCCCUGUUGGAUAUGGCCUCUACUCUGCUUUUUUCCCCAUCCUGACAUACUUCUUUCUGGGAACAUCAAGGCACAUCUCAGUCGGCCCUUUUCCUGUGGUCAGUUUGAUGGUUGGCUCAGUAGUUCUGAGCAUGGCCCCUGAUGAAAAUUUUCUCAAGAAUAACAUGACGGGGCUGAACAAAACUAUAAUAGACACUGAAGCCAGAGAUGCAGAGAGAGUGCUAAUUGCUAGCACCAUCACGUUUCUGGUUGGCAUUAUGCAGCUAGUGUUUGGAGCUCUUCAGAUUGGUUUCAUUGUGAGAUACCUUGCCGAUCCUCUGGUUGGAGGUUUUACAACUGCAGCUGCUUUUCAAGUGUUUGUUUCACAACUGAAAAUAGUCUUAAAUGUUUCAACCAAAAAUUAUAAUGGAGUUCUUUCCAUAAUCUAUACCCUUAUAGAAAUAUUUGAAAACAUUGGAACCACCAACAUUGCUGAUCUCAUUGCUGGCUUGUUGACCAUCGUUAUCUGUAUGGUAGUCAAGGAAAUAAAUGAUCGGUUCAGACACAAGAUCCCUGUUCCUAUUCCUAUAGAAGUGAUUGUGACUAUCAUAGCAGCUGGCAUUUCAUAUGGUGUUGAUCUGGAGAAAAAGUACAAUGCAGGCAUUGUUAAGAGUAUUCCUAGUGGAUUCUUGCCUCCUGAACCUCCAGCUGUCAGUAUGUUUGGUGAUAUGAUGGCCUCUGCCUUUUCCAUUGCUAUUGUUGCAUAUGCAAUAGCUGUGUCCGUAGGCAAAGUGUAUGCAACUAAGUAUGACUAUGCUAUUGAUGGAAAUCAGGAGUUUAUUGCCUUUGGGAUCAGCAACAUUUUUUCAGGAGCCUUUUCUUGCUUUGUUGCUACAACAGCACUAUCUCGUACAGCAGUCCAGGAAAGCACUGGUGGAAAAACCCAGGUUGCUGGCAUAAUAUCUGCUGGAAUUGUACUGAUUGCCAUUGUUGCUCUGGGCAAACUGCUUGAACCUUUACAAAAGUCUGUACUAGCGGCAGUUGUUAUUGCCAACUUGAAGGGGAUGUUCAUGCAGGUGUUAGAUGUUCCCCGUUUGUGGAGGGAGAGCAAAGCAGAUGCUUUGAUCUGGGUCUUCACCUGCAUAGCAUCUAUCAUUCUGGGACUUGAUUUGGGUCUACUUGCUGGUCUGGUGUUUGCACUGCUGACGGUUGUACUGAGAGUUCAAUUUCCCUCCUGGGGUAAACUUGGCAGUGUUCCUGGCACAGAUAUAUAUAAAAAGGUUACCAGAUACAAAAAUGUGAUUGAACCAGAAGGCGUGAAGAUUGUCAGAUUUUCAAGUCCUAUUUUUUAUGCUAACAUUGAUGGCUUGAGAAGCAGUGUCCAAUCUUCUGUGGGAUUUGAUGCAGUUCGAGUAUAUAACAAGAGACUUAAAGCAUUGAGAAAAAUACAGAAGCUAAUCAAGAAAGGGCAAUUAAAAGCAACAAAGAAUGGUAUAAUCAGUGAUUCUGGCACUACUAAUGAAGCUUUUGAACCUGAUGAGGACCCAGAAGAUCCUUCAGAGCUUGACAUUCCAACUAAAGAAGUAGAAAUUCAAGUGGACUGGAAUUCAGACCUCCCUGUCAAAGUUAAUGUACCCAAAGUGCCUCUGCACAGUCUCAUUUUUGACUUUGGAGCAGUAUCCUUCAUGGAUGUAGUAGCUGUGAGAGCCAUGAAAACGAUUGUCAAAGAAUUUGAGAGGAUUGAUGUGCGAGUAUAUAUUGCAUCGCAUUUAGACCACAUUAUGAAAACGCUGGAACUCUGUGCCUUUUUUGAUGAUACCAUCCAAAAAGAUAAGUUUUUUUUGACUGUCCAUGAUGCUGUCCUCCACAUACACAAUCAGAUCACACACAGAGACAUCCAGGACCCUAUAUUUGAAAAGAUUUCACUUAUGCAAGAAUUAAAGGAGCCAAUUGAAUUUACAGAAACAAAUCAGAAUGAAGAAUUUGAUGUUCAAGAAGAGGCUAUGCGCAGACUUGCUUUGUGAUGGAAGAUUACAGGAUUCAUCAUAUCAGUGGACUGUGGGACGGACCACACAUGAAGUUUCAUGCAUCUUCAUUGGGACCAUUUACUCUGUAGUAGGAGAAAACAUGUACUAUGUCCUAUGGAUGCUGCAGGCUCACCUAAUUUAUCUCUUUGCAUACUACCCUUGAUUAAAAACUAUUUGAUAAAGUUGCUGAAAAUCAAUAACAGCAAAAAUGGGUGGCAUAUCACCAUAGCACAACUGGCUAUUAUUUUCUGAGUGCACACACAUGCUUAACAGCAUUUAUGGCCCAGUGUUAUUUCAGUGUGCCUAGGGAGUAAUCCUAGACAGGACUAUUGGAAAUAAGUUCUAUUUUAUUCACUGAGGCUUAUUCCCAGGAAAGUGUUGUUAGGAUUGCAGCUCUAGCCAAAAAAACCCAACCCCAGAGCUAUCUGUUUAUAUAAACUGGGAAGAUGGUUAAGAAUUUAAUUGUACAAUUUCAAGCAGAAUAUGUUAUUCUGAGGGGCACCUUUCAGUGCUACAGCCACAAAAGCACUAUUUUUGACAAUAAAUAAUGCAGUAAUUGAUAGUAGGAGUCAGAGUCCUAGAGGAAAAACUGUCUCCUUGAUUAUUAAGCCUUCACAAAAGUCUUCCUAAAAUCCAUGGGACACAACAUGACUUAUUUCACAGAUAAUGAACACAAUUUUUUAAAGGAUUACUUCACAGCAUAAGUACCCUGCUGGAUCAGACCUGUCCAGCACCUUGUUUCACACAGUGACCUUCCUCUGGAGGUCCAACAACAGGGCAUAGAGGCCAAGGCCUUUCCUUGAUGUUGCCUCCUGGCAAUGGGAUUCAGAGGUUUACUGCAUCUGAAUAUGGAAGUUCCCUUCCAUGAACAUGGCUAGCUGCCACUGAUGGAUCUAUCCUCCAUGAAUCUAAUUCCCUUUAACAGAUGUCUAUGCCUAUGACCAUCACUACAUCACGUGGCAGUGAAUUCCACAUUUUAAUCACACUGUGUAAAGAAGUAUUUCCUUUUGCCCAUCCUGGAUCUACUGCUCAUUAGCUUCAUUGGAUGUCCUCAAGUUCUAGUAUUUUGGGAGAGGAAGGAAAAGUUCUCUUUGUCAAUUCUCUCCACCCCAUGCAGAAUUUUAUAUACCUCUGUCCUGUUCCCCUUUUGGUCUUUUUCUAAACGGAGGGUCCCAGACUCGUCAGCCUUUCCUCAUAAAGAAAGUGCUCCAAACCCUUCUUUAUCUUGAUUGCCAUCUUCUGUAGUUCUUCCAAUUCUACAGUGUCCUUUUUUGAGAUACAGCGACCACAACUGCACGUAGUAUUCCAAAUGAGGCUACACCGUAGAUCUAUAAAGGGGCAUUAUAAUAGUAACAAUUUUAUUGUCAGUUCUUUUCGUACCGAAUAAUUUUUUACACAUAGUUUACCUUUUUCACCAUUGCAGCACACUGGGUUGACACUUUCACUGGGCUAUCUAUUAUGAUCUCAAGAUUUUUUUUGCCUCUCAGUCUAAGCAAAUUCAGAUUGUGCAUUACUUUACAUUUGUCAGCAUUUACUCAGCCCUGGAUCCAGCUAAUUUAUACACAAAUUAAAUAAUACCAGCCCCAGGAUUGUGAGACCCCACUGCUUACGUUCCUCCAUUGUGUAACCUGUCCAUUUAUUACUACUCUUUGCUUUCUGUCAUUUAACCAAUUUUCAAUCCAUAAAAGAACCCAUUAUCUUAUCCCAUGAACCCUGAGAUGCUGCUCUUGAAAUGCUGAGUGUCAAGAUAUACAUAAUUAAACAUUAAUAAAUGAGUUAUUAGAAGUGCAACUAACUACCAAAGAGUCCUAUAGGCAUAUACCAUGUAAGUGAAUGAGAUUUGCCAUCAGUAUGGUGUAAGGAACAACGUCAUGGACUUGCAGUGCAAUCCUAAAAAGAGUUACACCCUUUUAAAUCCAUUGACUCCAAUUGUGUGAGAAGGGUGUAACGUGACUUGAAAUGGCAUUGUCGAAAGGCCAUCUGUCAUUGGAUAGCUGAUUAACAGGACAAUCCUAUGCAGAGUGAUUCCAGUGUAAGUGCAUUGACAUAGCUAGGGUAGUUUUUCAUAGGACUGCACUGUAGUAUUGGCAGUCUUACACCAACUAGUGCCUUAUGGCAUGAAUAACCUCUUUGGAAUUAAUGGGUUUGCUGGUGAACCCAUUAAUGGGAAUGAAUUAACCCAAGAGUAAUGAGUACAAAAGCUGUUUAUACAUUUCCCUCAAGAGUCAGGAAUUGUUGUCAUGAGUUCUGUACACUGCAAAUCAUUGAAUUAAAAAAUAAAAUCUUGCAACAUGCAUUUUAA
Molecule: messenger RNA, 4634 nt
Organism: Sphaerodactylus townsendi
Lineage: Eukaryota; Metazoa; Chordata; Lepidosauria; Squamata; Sphaerodactylidae
Gene: SLC26A4
Product: solute carrier family 26 member 4
Exons: 20
Coding region: 5-2329 (774 amino acids)
Biological process (GO): transmembrane transport
Cellular component (GO): membrane
Molecular function (GO): bicarbonate transmembrane transporter activity; secondary active sulfate transmembrane transporter activity; chloride transmembrane transporter activity
Source: RefSeq, a predicted model, not a curated record